UUGAAUGUAGUUUUGAUAUUUUGUUUUACAUUUCCGGUUUUCCGAAAAGUUCCAAUUGUACUUUUGUCCCAAAGUCUCUAAUAGUUUCCUGGCGCAGUUUGACAUUGAUCUAGAGAUUAAAUCCAAAGAAAACGGACGAAGAAAUACAUCCGAAAGAAAUAGAAGAAAGGAAGGAUGAUGGUGGAGGGGGAGAACCAGAGAGGGGAGACCCUCAUACCCAGCGAGGAAGAAGGGUCUGGUGGACAGGAGGCCAUCCACAUGAAGGAGUCCGUUGUCGAGGACAACACAGAACCCGAUGAGGGUUCACGGAAGCCAACCACAGGACCAGUGGUUGUCACGGGAAACCAGAAAAUGCCCGCCAUCGAGAAACUGGAACAGGUUCGCAAAUGGAGCAUCACUACUUAUAAGUGUACGAAGCAGGUUCUGUCAGAGAAGAUGGGUCGUGGAUCCCGUACGGUCGACCCAGAACUCGAGGCCCGCAUCGACAUUCUCCGUGAUGACCGCCGCCGUUAUGAUCACGUGACCUGCCUGGCCCAGACACUCGCCACGCAGCUCGCCCAGGUCACACAGACGCAAAGGACUCUGGGCGAUGCCUUCACCGAGCUCAGCCUCAAAACGCCGCCACUACACGUAGAGUUUGGUCUGAACGGGGACACCCAGCGGUUCCUGUCGAAGAGCGGAGAGGUCAUGGUGUCGGCUAUGAACUCUUUCACCUCCGAUAUGAACACACUGGUUAACAAAACUAUAGAGGACACCAUGGUUAACGUGAAACAGCCAGGAUGUAAACAUUGGCCAAUGUCUUACAGGAUAGAAUAUGAUGCGUACCGUUGUGACCUGGAGGACUUGAACCUGGGACCUCGAGACACCGCCACCCUCCCCAAACUAGAGCAGGCCCAGAGAACCUUCCAGAACCAGAGAGAGAAGUAUGAGAAGAGCCGAAACGACCUGUCAGUCAAACUCAAACUACUGGAGGAGAAUAAGGUAAAGGUUCUCCAGCAUCAGCUGGUAUUGUUCCAUGGUGCUGUAGCCUCCAACAGCACCUCCAACCACCAGCACCUGGAGGUUCUACCCAUGCCCGGUUCACGGAGCCUCCUUCCUGGCUAG
Messenger RNA from Oncorhynchus gorbuscha (pink salmon), 1104 nucleotides. Its product is annotated as arfaptin-1-like. The record is from RefSeq and is a predicted model, not a curated record. Gene Ontology annotation, biological process: intracellular protein transport; regulation of Arp2/3 complex-mediated actin nucleation. The transcript is spliced from 9 exons. Gene Ontology annotation, molecular function: protein domain specific binding; phospholipid binding. The coding region runs from base 175 to 1104 and encodes 309 amino acids. Gene Ontology annotation, cellular component: trans-Golgi network membrane. NCBI's taxonomy places the organism in Eukaryota, Metazoa, Chordata, Actinopteri, Salmoniformes, Salmonidae.